Molecule: messenger RNA, 1776 nt
Organism: Tripterygium wilfordii
Lineage: Eukaryota; Viridiplantae; Streptophyta; Magnoliopsida; Celastrales; Celastraceae
Product: putative leucine-rich repeat receptor-like serine/threonine-protein kinase At2g04300
Exons: 8
Coding region: 1-1776 (591 amino acids)
Biological process (GO): protein phosphorylation
Molecular function (GO): protein kinase activity; ATP binding
Source: RefSeq, a predicted model, not a curated record
AUGGAUAUGAAAGAAAUAUCAUAUCAUCAGUCAUGGAAGCUUGUCGUCUUCUGCAUAAUCUCUACCUUCUUCAACCAUGCCUUCUCAGGCAGUUGUGUGUUAAAUUUCACUUACCCUUACCAACCAACCGGUGUGUGCAUUGGAGGGCAGAAGAAAUUCACAAUCUGGGAUGGCAUCGAGACCACAAUUUGCUGUCAAAAUGUACUCGACACCAUAACAAAGGCCUUAGCCUUUCGUGCACAUAAUGCAGCGAAUGGCACCAUUUUCAUGGAAGAGAACCUUUGGAGAGAUUGCACCGGUCCUUUCGCCAGCCAGAACACUGUGUCUGCUGAUGCUUGUGGAUUUGGUGAUCUAACUUUCAACCAGAGCAUUGGCUGUUCAAGCUUUUCUCUAGCUGAUAUUCAGCGUGAACUGUCGUACAAGGAGGCCUUGGAGUCAUGUUCCAACUUCAACACUUCGUUUGUCGAUGAGUGCAAGAAGUGCGCAGGGUCUUUAUUGAGAGCAAGGGAUCGUCUACUGGAACAAUUCGCUCCGAAUGUUCAAGAUGAUCAUCAGAGAAGGAUGUGUGGAAUAGCCAUUGUAGUUUCUGUAGCAGCUGCUAAAUACAAUGAUCGAAAUCUGAUUGAUGAUUUCUAUAGGUGCUUGCCUAUCUUUGAUGACUUUGAUUCAGGCUAUAUCAGAAUUAGAUAUUCUGUGGUGAAAGCAUUAUUCGCAAUCGUAAUAGCAUUGGUCACAGUAACCCUGGUUCUGCUACUUGUGAAGUAUAUGACAAAGAGAAAGCCUCUCAACACAGUUGUUCAAUCUAAUAAUGAUGCUGGCUGCUCUAGCCUUUAUAGAUUCUCCAAGACCGAGAUCGAAAAUGCCAUAAAUCAUGGCAAUGAAAGGAAGGUCUUAGGCAAAGGAAGUGCUGGUCAGGUUUAUAAAGGUGUUUUGCCUAGUGGACAAGAAGUGGCAAUCAAGCAGAUACAUAACAGCACCAAAUUCGAUACGUUCACUCGGGAAGUAGAUGGUCUCUUGAGAGUUAGACAUCCAAACCUUGUUUGCCUCUUCGGCUGCUGCAUAGAAGGCAGCAAGCAUUAUCUGGUCUAUGAGUAUUGUUCAGCUGGAAAUUUAGCUCAAAAUCUUCUAAGAAAAGACAAUGUCUUAACAUGGGAAAGAAGAGUCAAGAUCAUGAGAGGCUGUGCACUUGGACUGAGAUAUCUCCACCACUACAUAGAUGGCUGCAUUGUACACAGAGAUAUCAAGCUCACAAACAUCCUUUUGACGGAGAACUUAGAACCGAAGCUCUCGGAUUUUGGGUUAGCAAAGAUGCUUGGAAUGGAGGAGAGCAAAGUAUUUACAGAUGUUAGAGGAACAAUAGGUUACAUGGACCCUGAAUACAUGACCAAUGCCAAGCUAACUUGCGCUAGCGACAUAUAUAGUUUUGGCAUUGUCAUUCUGCAGCUUCUAUCAGGACAGAAAGUCAUUGAGCUGGAUCUUGAUGCCAGAGAUCAGCUCACAAGAAAGGCGAAAGAUGCGAGUUUGGGAAGGCGUCCACUAUCAGAUUUUGAAGAUCCGAGGUUAAAUGGGAAUGUGAACAAAGCAGACUUUGAAUCAAUACUGGAAAUUGCAGUCCUAUGUGUUGCGAGAUCAAGCAAAGGACGGCCAACAAUGGAUGUAGUGUUCGAUGAAUUGGACAAGGCUUGGAAAAACACAGCUGCUGAAAUGGGAAACAAUAUGGAAAUGGACUCAUCAGUGGCGUCAAUGUCUGCUUCAUUGGAGGUGGUUUCAGUCUGA